Molecule: messenger RNA, 379 nt
Organism: Egretta garzetta (little egret)
Lineage: Eukaryota; Metazoa; Chordata; Aves; Pelecaniformes; Ardeidae
Product: HLA class II histocompatibility antigen, DR alpha chain-like
Exons: 1
Biological process (GO): antigen processing and presentation of exogenous peptide antigen via MHC class II; positive regulation of T cell activation; immunoglobulin production involved in immunoglobulin-mediated immune response
Cellular component (GO): MHC class II protein complex
Molecular function (GO): MHC class II protein complex binding
Source: RefSeq, a predicted model, not a curated record
AUGGGGCCUUUUCUAACCAGCCCUGGGCGCCGUGGGGCCUGGCUGAGCCCAGGCUCUAGGGCCACACUAACUCCUCCCUCCUCCCCAUUGUCCCCAGUGCCACCCGAGGCGACGGUGUUCCCCAGACGCCGAGUGGAGCUGGGGGAGCCCAACAUCCUGAUCUGCUACGUGGACAAAUUCUGGCCAUCCGUCAUCUCCAUCACGUGGCUGAAGAAUGGGCAGGAGGUGAGGGAUGGGGUCCUCGAGAGCAUUUUCUACCCACGGGAUGACCACAGCUUCCGCAAGUUCUCCUACCUGCCCUUCAUCCCCACCCGGGGGGACUACUACGACUGCCGCGUGGAGCAUGAGGGGCUGCCCACCGCCCUCCUGAAGCACUGGG